CGGUCGCAUUGAAAAGGCGGAGGCGGCGGCCGCUCCGGCUCCGCUCCGGUUCCCGGUGCCUCCCCACGCCGCACCCCCUCCCCGCCUCCCGCACCCGCCAAACUUGAUGUGACCCCCCAACCCGACGCGGCGGCUGCCCCUCUCACCGCCACCCCGCCCCGCACCCCCGGAGCGCACUGCUCACCGCGCCCCUCCCCACCUCCUCGCCGGGGCCGGGCGCCGCGCUACCCCUCGGCGCUCCCUUCCCCUCGCCACCCCCGCCCCACCCCACCCCCCGCACCAUGAGCAACCUGAAGCCGGACGGCGAGCACAGCACCGGCGCGGGCACCGGCGCGGGCUCCGGCGGCGCCCUGGAGGAGGAGGUCCGGACACUGUUCGUCAGUGGGCUCCCUGUGGAUAUUAAACCCAGAGAACUCUACCUGCUCUUCAGGCCAUUCAAAGGGUAUGAAGGGUCCCUGAUAAAGCUCACAUCAAGACAGCCUGUUGGUUUUGUGAUCUUUGACAGCCGGGCAGGAGCAGAAGCAGCCAAGAACGCAUUGAAUGGUAUUCGCUUUGAUCCUGAGAACCCGCAGACCCUGAGGCUAGAGUUUGCCAAAGCCAACACCAAGAUGGCCAAGAACAAGCUAAUGGCUACACCAAAUCCCACCAAUGCUCACCCUGCCCUUGGAGCACACUUCAUCGCACGGGACCCCUAUGACCUGAUGGGGGCUGCUCUGAUCCCCGCAUCCCCAGAGGCCUGGGCCCCCUACCCUCUGUACACUACGGAGCUGACCCCAGCCAUCUCACAUACUGCGUUCACCUACCCAGCCGCCACUGCUGCUGCCGCCGCCCUGCAUGCUCAGGUGCGCUGGUACCCUUCCUCUGAUACCACCCAGCCAGGAUGGAAAUAUCGGCAGUUCUGUUAGUUCUUCAGUCUUGUCACCACAGCUCGAGGCCCCGGGGGGGAGGAAGCCGCCCUUAGCGCCCCCUGUCCCCAGGUGGCCCUGCAGAGCUGCUGCUGCUGCCCUCCAAAGACUGUGAAUUUUAAGCCUGACUCAGUGGACUGUUUUCCUUCCUCUCUUCCUCUUCAGCCCUGCCCUGUCCCGCAGCCCCACUCCAAGGCCUCACAGCUGGAUUCAGGGGCCUUCUCGCUGGGACCCCCCAGGCCCAGUGGGGAGGCCUCCCUGGGGGACUGAGCAAGGCCCGGCCUCCAGUCCAAAUCUGCUUCCGUAGCCCCACCUCAAAGACACGAGGCGUUUAAUUCUGCACGUUUUCCGGCAUGAAUUAAGACACUUAAACUUGUGUAUAUGUGAGUGUACAGUUUGUUCUCACAUUGGGUCACCAUGACAACAAGGCCUGGCCACGAACAGCUCAUCAUUCCAGGUCCCUCUCCCCACACUCCUGCCCUGCACCACCCGGCUUCAGUGAGGACCAAGCCCCGCAGCCAGUUCCGCCCGGCAGCUGGCACCCCACCACCACCACCACCACCACCCCACUCACUUCCAGGCUGAACAGGAAGGACCACCCAGCCAAGACAGAACAUUUUCCUGGUCAUUUCAAAUCGGGGUCCUCUGUUUUCUCCUCCUCAGAUGGGCCAACAACCAUUAAGAAAAUCCUUUCUCUGCCCCUUUUGCUUACCUCUCCCCGGCACACCCCACCCCUGCCAUGGCUCCUCAUUCUUUCCAAACUUUGAAACCAACCAAAAAAGUGAAAGUAUUUUUGUACCCUGUGUAACAAAAUAUUUAUGCAACAUAAAGGAUUUUUUCGUGUG
Molecule: messenger RNA, 1750 nt
Organism: Dama dama (fallow deer)
Lineage: Eukaryota; Metazoa; Chordata; Mammalia; Artiodactyla; Cervidae
Gene: RBPMS2
Product: RNA binding protein, mRNA processing factor 2
Exons: 8
Coding region: 282-905 (207 amino acids)
Biological process (GO): negative regulation of smooth muscle cell differentiation
Cellular component (GO): cytoplasm
Molecular function (GO): mRNA binding; protein homodimerization activity
Source: RefSeq, a predicted model, not a curated record